Molecule: messenger RNA, 1870 nt
Organism: Drosophila virilis
Lineage: Eukaryota; Metazoa; Arthropoda; Insecta; Diptera; Drosophilidae
Product: putative gustatory receptor 93c
Biological process (GO): chemosensory behavior; male courtship behavior; sensory perception of taste
Cellular component (GO): neuronal cell body; membrane; dendrite
Molecular function (GO): sweet taste receptor activity
Source: RefSeq, a predicted model, not a curated record
AUAUAUAUAUAUGUUAUAUUAAUUGCCUUUUGAUUUUUAUCAAGCUACUUGACAAAUAAACUUGAAGGUGUGAUAAUUGUAUAGGUCAUAUGCUGUCACAUGUUGUCUAGAAUCUCGGAUAAUAUUGCAGCUUCAAUUAGCUUAUUGAAGCCCAUUGAUAAGCAUCAGCAUAGGCAUAGCUAUAAGUAUAAUUGCCAGCCCGUUUGGCUAGACACUUGUGGCCCAGUCAUGAUCGGAGCUCGUCGCCGGCUGCGCGCCUCCUCGGUCUCGGCGGGCAUCCUGCGCGGCGGCUUGAGGUACGCCACAAUUAUGGGUAUCAUCUGUUUUGGCGUGAAGUGGAAUCGCAGCGAGCGGCGUCUGGUGGCCAAGGAUUGGCCCUGGUACAAAUGGUUCUGCCUGCUGGCGCGCAUACUGAUGUGUGGCCUCUACUACGUCUUGUACAAUGACUUCAUCUUCGUGCUGAAGGUCUCCCAUUUGAAGGUAAUCGUCAUCUUUCGCAUGCUCAUCUGCAUGGUCUGCGCUGUGGUCACCCUGCUGCUGCAGCUCUGGCAUGGACAGCGAGUGCUUCGUGUGGUCAACAGCUUUUUGCGGCUCUAUCAGCGCGUGGAGGCGCUGCCCGGCUGUCAGGAUGUGGGCUACGGGGGCAGGUGGGCGCUGUGCCUGCUGCUCGGCAAGGUGAUCUGUAUGCUGCACGAGCUUGUCUACAUGAUACCGCCGAUGCUCGAGGAGCUUGACUUUCAUUUUGUGCUGAGCACAAUUUGCGAUACAUACAAUACCGUAAAUGCGGCCAUGAUCAUGCACAUCUGCUUCGUGGGCUACCUCAGCCUGGGCAUCAUCUACGACCGGCUGAACAGCUAUGUGCGGCACGAGCUGCGCCAACAGCUCGGCGAACUGGGCGACGCCGUCAGCCGGAGGCAGCUGGAGGCGGCUGGUCACCGCCUGGACGAGUGCCUGGCCAUCUACGAUGAGCUGCAUCAGGUGGGCCGCUCGUUCCAUCAGCUCAUCGAGUUUCCGCUUUGCAUCAUACUCAUGUUUACCUUUGUCAGCAUGGCGCUGGUUGCCUUUUUCAUCACGUUGAACCAAUUCGACGGCAUCAGCCUGUGGACCAUGGAGGGCAAGAUGUUGCUGGACAUUUUGCUGCUGACCCUUGUGGUGCAUGGUGCGAGAAGCAGCUCGCGAGUGAUCCGCCGGCUCAGCCUGGAGAAUUACUACGUUAGCGAGCACAAGGAUUGGCACAUGAAGCUGGAAAUGUUCUUGAACCGUCUGAACUAUAACGAAUUUCGUGUGCGUCCCUUGGGCCUAUUCGAGGUGUCCAACGAGCUGAUCUUGGUCUUUCUGUCCGGCCUGGUCACCUAUCUCACCUACAUACUGCAGUACAGCGUGCAGUUGGAGAAUCUCUAGGCUCUCGUCACGCUGUGGGCGCACUUAUUAACAACCCUCUGCUUAUGUUAGGGUAAGGUACGCACACACACACACACACACACACACCUGUCCUGCGGUCGCAUGUAGAAAUCCGUUUGGCAGGACACCAGCUUAACGUUUUUCUGUCUCACUUUUCCCAUGAAAGUUGGCGCAUAAAUUAUAUAUUCAUGCGCAAGUAUUGCGGCAUUCGGUAUGCACUUUUUGCCGUGGAGCAGAAAAUUUAUGCAGCUACCGCACGGCCGGCCGGACAGUUCACGCUAAAAGCGCAUAAAAACAAGGCCGAGGCCGUCGCUCUAAUUAGCAUAGGUAGCUGUCCAGGUAAAGGUAAAGGUAGAGGUAAAGGUAAAGGUAAGGGCACAGAUAAAGGUGCACUUGUUCGCUGCACUUGUUCCAGCUCUUGAAAAGGGCUGCGUCAGCGUUGGCGAUAAUCAAAAAAAAAAAAAAAAAA